AGGAGCAUGUUUGUGUUCCUGAUUUGCACCUUAACACUGUGGCAGGUGCGCUCUGCCUGCAUUGUGGUGAACAUUUGCACAGAAAAUCCAGCAGUUCAGGCGGAGAUCGUUAACAUUCACAAUGCCUACAGGAGAGAGGUUCAGCCAACCGCUUCUGACAUGCUCAAAAUGAGCUAUAGUGAUGAGGUAGCAGCCAAUGCUAAAACCUGGAUUGAAAAAUGUAUUCUGGCUCAUGGAAAACCCGAAACCCGCAUGAUCAAUGGAUAUGAAACAGGUGAGAAUCUGUUUUAUUCAAGCACACCUGCCCCGUGGUCGGCCGUCAUCGGUGCCUGGCAUAGAGAGGUGUCCAACUACCAGUUUCCCUUCAGCUCCACCAACAACAGAAGUAUUGGGCACUACACACAGGUGGUGUGGAACAGCUCCUACAAAGUUGGCUGUGCAAUGACAUUGUGCCCAAACAACAUUUACUUAUAUGGCUGCCAUUACUAUCGAGCAGGAAACUUCAGGAGAUGGCCACCUUAUAAGGUCGGGCCCUGGUGUGGUUCCUGCCCCGAUAACUGUGACGACAGACUCUGCACCAACCCAUGUCCUUACAUAAACCGAUACAUCAACUGUCCACACUUAAAGGCCAUAUUUGGAUGCGGCCAUAACCUGGUGAAAACGAAAUGUGUUGCUUCAUGCGAGUGCACCGAUGAAAUCAUUCCAAUAUACUAA
Plectropomus leopardus (leopard coralgrouper) is the source of this 714-nucleotide messenger RNA. RefSeq names its product cysteine-rich venom protein helothermine. The record is from RefSeq and is a predicted model, not a curated record. NCBI's taxonomy places the organism in Eukaryota, Metazoa, Chordata, Actinopteri, Perciformes, Serranidae. Gene Ontology annotation, cellular component: extracellular region.